Molecule: messenger RNA, 2693 nt
Organism: Onthophagus taurus
Lineage: Eukaryota; Metazoa; Arthropoda; Insecta; Coleoptera; Scarabaeidae
Gene: Cul5
Product: Cullin 5
Biological process (GO): ubiquitin-dependent protein catabolic process
Cellular component (GO): cullin-RING ubiquitin ligase complex
Molecular function (GO): ubiquitin protein ligase binding
Source: RefSeq, a predicted model, not a curated record
AAAUUAGGGAAUUCGAUGAUUUGUGUUGGUGAAUCUGAGUGUCAAUUUAGAUUAAUGUCAAAAGCCCUGGUAACCUCAAAAUCCCCAAAGUCCGCUUGUUUCGUUGCAAAUUUUGCAUUUUUUACUCGUUUAGAUACGAUUACCACACGCAAAUACAUCACCAGCAAUGCUAAUUAUAAAACCGUAAACGUUGUGAACGAAUAUUAUGACCCGGAAGGCGAUAAAACAAAUUUUAAGUACAUAACCAUCAUGUUAAAGGAAAAGGGUCAAAUAAAAUUUGAAGAUAAAUGGCCUUAUAUGCGGCCGAUAGUUUUAAAACUAUUACGUCAAGAUCCGGUUUCACAACCAGAAUGGCAACAGCUUUUUUACGAUGUUCACUUGGUGUGUUUGUGGGACGAAAAAGGACCGAUAAAAUUGCGGGAUCACCUCCAAGAGGAUAUCGUUCAAUUUAUAAAACAAGCCCAAAUACGGGUUUUAUCACAUAAAGAAGAACAAGCUCUUUUAAAGGCUUAUAUCGCUGAAUGGCGUAAAUUUUUUACACAGUGUAAUUAUUUACCGACUCCGUUUAGACAAUUAGAAACCAGUUUGCAAGGAAAACAAACAACGGGAACGACAAACGUUCAAAAUAACACCAAGAAAUGUGAAGAAAGCAUCGUUAGGAAAUUAAUGUUAGACUCCUGGAACGAAAGUAUUUUUAUGGAUAUCAAACGAACGUUACAAGAAAGCGCUAUGAAGCUAGUUCAUGCUGAAAGAAACGGGGAAGCAUUCGAUUCUCAAUUAGUUAUAGGAGUACGAGAAUCUUACGUAAAUUUAUGUUCAAAUGUGGAUGAUAAAAUGCAAAUUUAUCGUGAAAAUUUCGAAGGCGCGUACAUUCAAAGCACAGAAAUGUUUUACAAAUUAAAAGCACCGGAAUAUUUAGCAGACAAUGGGGUACAAGCCUACAUGCGCUACGCUGAUAGUAAAUUAAAAGAGGAAGAAAUCCGUGCUCAAAAAUAUCUCGAAAUUGGAAGCAUUGGGGUUAUUCAAUGUUGCGUUAAUGUUUUAGUUGGAAACGCUUUGCCGUUACUUUUAGCAGAGUGCACGCCUUUAAUAAAAGCAGGUGAAACAACUCGGUUGCAAUUGAUGUUUCGAUUAUUAGAAAGAGUUCCCGAAGGUGUUCAACCGAUGCUCGGUGAAUUAGAAUCACAUAUAACUCAAGCUGGUUUAGCAGAUAUGGUUGCAGCGGCUGAUAUAAUAACCCAAGAUUCUGAAAAAUACGUCGAGAGGUUAUUAGAUUUAUUUCGAAAGUUUAGUACGUUGGUACAUGAAGCUUUCGAUGAUGAUCCAAGAUUUUUAACGGCACGCGACAAAGCAUUUAAAGCGGUCGUUAAUGAUACAACCGUCUUUAAAUUAGAAUUAAACACAAAUCGAAAUGUAACAUCGAAAUGUUCCCCUGAAAGUAAAUGUCCCGAGUUAUUAGCAAAUUAUUGCGACAUGCUUUUAAGACGUACUCCUUUAUCAAAACGACUGACAACCGAUGAAAUUGAAUCAAGAUUAAAAGAUGUACUUUUAGUUUUAAAAUAUGUAUCGAAUAAGGACGUGUUUAUGCGGUAUCAUAAGGCUCAUUUAACGAGGAGAUUAAUUUUAGACGCAAGCGCCGAUAGUGAAAAAGAAGAAGAUAUGGUCGAGUGGUUGCGCGAAGUUGGAAUGCCCGCUGAUUAUGUUAAUAAAUUAGCGAGGAUGUUUCAAGAUAUUAAAGUCAGCGAAGAUUUGAAUACGCAAUUUAAAACUUCAACAGCGCGACACGAUGCUAUUAAUAUAAAAAUAUUAAAUGCCGGCGCUUGGGCGAGAGGUUCCGAAAGAGUCACAGUUAGUCUUCCUGUCGAACUCGAAGAUUAUAUCCCUGAAGUAGAAGAAUUUUACAAAAAAAAACAUUCAGGACGAAAACUUCAAUGGUACCACCAUAUGAGUAACGGCACGAUAACAUUCGCAAAUGAAGUUGGUAAAUUCGAUUUGGAUGUAACAACGUUUCAAAUGGCGGUUUUAUUCGCUUGGAAUCAACGUCCAAAUGAAAGAGUUAGUUAUGAAAAUUUACGUUUAGCUACAGAACUUCCAGACCCGGAAUUACGAAGAACCUUGUGGUCUUUAGUGGCCUUCCCCAAAUUAAAAAGACAAUUAUUGUGUUAUUCCCCGAUCGUUUCGCAAGCUAAAGAUUUUGCCGAACACACCUUGUUUUGGAUCAACCAAGAAUUUUCAUUGGUUAAAAACGGGAAGCCGCAAAAACGCGGAAAAGUGAACCUAAUCGGACGAUUACAAUUAAGCACGGAACGGUCGCAACUUGAAGAUAAUCAUUCGAUAGUUCAAUUAAGAAUACUCAGGACUCAAGAGGCGAUUAUUAAAAUUUUAAAAAUGCGUAAGAGGAUCACCAACGCCGCGCUUCAAGCGGAACUUGUUGAUAUACUGAAAAAUAUGUUCUUGCCAUCGAAAAAAAUGAUUAAAGAACAACUCGAAUGGCUAAUCGAACAUAAAUAUAUGCGAAGGGAUGAUGACGACAUAAAUACGUUUAUUUAUAUGGCGUAAAAAGUCCGUUAUUAUUAUUAUUUUAAUAAGUCCUAUUUUUUUUUUCUUUUCGUAUUUUCUAUUAUACUUAUGUAUUUUUCUGUUCUUUCUUAUACAACUUUAAAAUUGAAAUGUAAUAAAAGUUUUAAAAAAUA